Messenger RNA from Syngnathus typhle (broad-nosed pipefish), 2305 nucleotides. RefSeq names its product core histone macro-H2A.2. Bases 643 to 1740 code for a protein of 365 amino acids. The record is from RefSeq and is a predicted model, not a curated record. Gene Ontology annotation, cellular component: nucleosome. The transcript is spliced from 9 exons. Gene Ontology annotation, molecular function: structural constituent of chromatin; DNA binding; protein heterodimerization activity. Lineage: Eukaryota; Metazoa; Chordata; Actinopteri; Syngnathiformes; Syngnathidae.
GGGCCUGAUCGAGCUUGACGCCUAGCCGCGCCCCUGCGUUACAGUGAUUGGAAAAGGUCCAAUCGAAUGUUCCGAUCCAUAAAGGUCGAAUCAAAUCAUCCUAUCCAAAGUUGAAGCGCAUAUUUCAUUCCAAAUGAUCAGACAAAGCAUGUCACUUUAAGGUCGAUAUUGCUAAGAAUAGGUGUCCAUUUCGCUGGUGUGCGAUUGAUUGCUGGCUGGCUGGCUGGCGGGCUGGCUGGCGGGCGGGCUGGCUUGUUCGAAAUCAACUGGUGCAUCACGACGCCAUUGAUUCCCCAAAAGUGUCGUUACAGGGGGGCGUUUUUUGGUUUGGGCAUUUUCCCCCACCAUCGGCUAUUGAAUUUUAACCCCUUUCCAGCAUCAGCAGCGGCAGCACAGCCAGCCAGCCAGCCAGCCAGCCAGCUGGAGGUCCGGCUUAAACCCUGCGCUUGUCCUUCUUGGUGUGUUUUUAACAGGGGCUUGAAGGGGAGAGCAGCAAAACCACAUCGAGACAGCCAGCUCAGCUCUGCUCAGCUCAGCUCAGCUCUGCUCUGCUCUGCUCAGUUCUGCUCUCAUCUGGCGUGUCCGCUUCAGAAGCAACGAGGGCGCGCUUAUCUCGUGUGCGUGCGUGCCAGAAAAAACAGGAUGUCAGCCAGAGGGGGGAAAAAGAAGGUGACCAAGCUGUCCCGCUCAGCCCGGGCAGGGGUCAUCUUCCCCGUCGGCCGAAUGAUGAGGUACCUGCGCGCUGGCACACACAAAUAUCGCAUUGGCAUGGGGGCGCCAGUCUACAUGGCAGCAGUCAUCGAAUAUCUGGCAGCGGAGAUUUUGGAGCUGGCCGGAAAUGCCGCAAGGGACAACAAAAAAGGCCGAAUCACGCCGAGACAUAUUAAGUUGGCCGUGGCCAACGACGAGGAGCUCAACCAGCUUCUUCGGGGCGUGACCAUAUCGAACGGAGGGGUUCUGCCUCGCAUUCACCCGGAGCUUCUCUCCAAGAAGCGAGGAAGCCGAGUCAAAGCCGACAGCCAGGCCGAGAAGCGGGAAUCGGCCCGCGCCGCAAGCCCCAAAGCCUCGAUAAAGGUUAAAGGCAAACGAGGGCGAAAAGCAAAGAGCACAGACAACGACAAAGAAUCCGUCCCCAACUCCACGGUGGAAGAUGGCCCAGGGGACGGCUUUACCAUCCUCUCGGCCAAGAGCCUGUUGCUUGGUCAAAAGCUGUCUCUCACAGUGACCGAAGUGGGCAAAAUCGGAACCAUCAAGGUGGAUGCUAUCAUUAACCCUACAAAUGCAGAGAUGGACCUCAAAGACGGUGUAGGCAACGCUUUGGAGAAGGCAGGAGGUCAGGAAUUCCUGGAGGGCGUCAAGGAGUUACGGAAAGCACAGGGACCUUUGGAGGUGGCGUCAGUGGCAGUGAGCCAGGCCAGUGGAAUGAGCGCCCGCGUCGUCAUUCACUGCAAUGUUCCUCAGUGGGGUUCAGACAAGUGUGAAGAGCAUCUCGAAAAGACGGUGGAGAACUGCCUCUCGGCCGCAGAGGAGAAGAAAUUCAAGUCUUUGGCUUUCCCCUCACUCCCUGCUGGACGGAAUGGAUUCCCGAAGCCCACAGCUGCCCAGCUCAUCCUCAAGGCCAUCUCCAACCACUUUGUGUCAUCCACCAACUCCUCUUUGAAAAAUAUAUACUUUGUGGUGUUUGACAGCGAGAGCAUCGGAAUAUACCUUCAGGAAAUGGCCAAGUUGGACUCCAAGUGAGAGGACCCGUGAGGAUUUUUCUCGCUGGCCGCUGCCGACCGAUGAAAAGUACAUCCUUGUUUUAUCUUUCUUUGCAUCCUUUCCCUCCCUACUUGAAGUUCAUCAUUCAAAUGUAAAUAUCCAUCCAAGUAGAGAGAGGAAAAGGGGAUCCGAACCAGCUAUUCAAAGCUACCUUUUCCACACAGGGCCAGGUAAGUGUAAAGAUUUGGUUUGCCCCUUACGUCCAUCAAAUCACCAUUUGCACUGCAUUUCUUCUAUUGACAUUGGUUGGAUGAUCGUCAAAAAGGGAAAAUUGAAAAAAGGAACAAUUGGAGAGAGAGAGAGAGAGAGAGAGAGAAGAGGAUGCUUUAUUUUAGUUCAUUUUUUGGUUUUAGCAGGAGUGGCUCCAAGUGAAAUCUAUAAGCUGUAUGUUGCUGUCCCUUCGAGAUUUGAAGUCCCUCAUUUAGGUUGCAGUGUUGUCACAUUCCAUGUCCAACUCAAAGUUAUUUCUGGGCUUUGGUAGUUUCUGAUACUGGCAAAACGAAUGGGCUUCUCAUUUUGCUUUGAAAUAAAAGGUUUGACACCA